AUGAUCACCGGUUUCCCACGGGCACUUUGCAACGUUCUCUUGCUGGCCAGUCAGCUUCCAACCAGCUUGAUUCGGCUUGAGGUGGUUGCGCCACUUCCACCAAGUGACAUCGAACGCACAUUGUCAGGCGGGUUAAGCACAGCACCAAGCUUAGAUUCCACCCACGUUGAUGUUCCAAAGACUGUUCACGAGGUCGUCAAUCACGAGCAAAAACUCAAGAGGGAAAGUCGCGAAGAGUUGCAGCCUGCUGAUGGCCUGGCUAUGGAUUACGGAAAGCUCGUAAAAGAGCCCCACCAAAUGAAAGAUAACUUUUCUCGUUCAUCGAGCGCGCAUUCUUCAAAGCUCACAGAAGGUCAACCCGAGAGUGACGUGAGGAGAGCCAUCGGUAUGCUGAAGUCAGCUGAGACGAACGAAGAGGAAGCAGCUCCGAUGAGUAUCACAUCCGUUGUCCCUGAUUCCAACAGCGAAGAGGGAUCGCCGAGCAUUAAACAGAGCGCCAACCCGGUCGCUUUAAACCCCAAAUCCGACAUGUGUUCAGACCCAGGACCUUUGUGUGGCAAGAAUGGCAUGCAAAAUACUGAGAAUGGAGAGGUUCAGCAUGGCAAACAGCCUCAACAUCAUCCCGUAUCAAAUGGAUUUAUGGAAAUUGAGAACGUUGGCCCACGCUCCCCCAUCCUCGGUCACCCUCUGCCUAGCUCGCAUGACCAAUUGAUCACAGAUUCUCAACAAUAUCCUCAUGUUGAUCGUAAUCUUCAACAUUAUCCCUCAAGCUACCAGCCUCUAGUUCCAAAUCAAUCAUCUGUACCAUUGCAAUUGCAUUACAUUGAUUACUUGGUUCCUAUAAUAGCUUAUCAAGUGCAACGGAGGAUAGGCUAUCUUCCUAUGGCGCAAAAUGCAAAUCCUUCAGGCAUCCCAUCUAUCCACGAUGAAGCCUAUGCUCAGAGUCAAACUCAAGCAUCGCACUCGGCAUACCCUAGCCACUUUGGGCAGAGAUCUGUGGACAAUCUGUCAGGCAGUAGUCAAGAUAGUACAAGGACGUAUGGUUCAGGGCGUUUCAGAGGUACCAAACCGCCAACGCGUCUUAUACCACCCAGAUUGAGACGGCUAAAUAAAGAUGUGGGACAACAGAGCACAGCACCAUACCAGUGGGUAGCUAAAAAUCAAGCUGGAUCAGCCACUAGCAACAAUUUCAACAUGAAAGAAAAACACGAUGAGCGCACAUCAGAGGAUUUGCAUUCUGAAAGUGACUCCACGUCUAAUGAGGCUAACCCAACGCCCAACCUUCCUAAGGUUUCAAAUAAUUCUCUGGAUGGUUUAGUUAGUAUGCCAAAACAUGAUCCAAUGACCAGCAAGCCGUCUCUUAAGAUGAUUGAUGAAAUUUUGCCGGGAGACCGGCAGGCUGAAAAUGUGCAAACACGUUCUUUUUUUAAUAAGCUUGAUACCAUUUCCCAGGUUACAUCUCCCCGACCAAAAUUUGUUUCCAAGAAAUACGCAGAAACUCUUGAGGUUACAAGGAAAGGGCAGCCGACAGGGCUACAGUCUGCUGACUCCACGUGUGAAGCCCGAGCGCAUGGGACUCUGAGCAUUGGAAGGACAAACAAAGCUUUGAAUAAGCAGCUUCCUACUCCAAAAGGACGAAGUCGAGUAAUCCAUGAGCCAGAAAAAGCAAGUAACGAACCUGCUCAAGUUCACAAAGUCACUCCAUCCCGGCUUGAAAAAAUUGUAGCCGAUUCAAAAGAAGUGAAAGAGCCUUCGGGAUUCAGAAAAUCUCAGGAACCAGCUGUAUAUCUAGGCAAUUCCAACGUAAUUGGAUUAGCACCUCCAACACAUAUUCCUGCAGGUUCAGUGCUAGCCGAUGAAGGCUCUACCAAUGAUCCCAUCAGCUUGACGAAAGAUAAGGCUCAAGAACCAAGAACAAGUGUCCAGCAGUCACCUAGGGAAGAAAAACCACAUCCCGAUCUUGAGUCGCUAGCUCAGACCAAAAUCGCCGAUGGGAAAACCCCGGAAGGUGAGGUUGUACAUCCAAACAAAGAUGUGUCGAUUACUCAAGAAGUUGGGGGUAGAGAGACACUGCCAGACCUGAGGAAUCGGGAUGGUACUCCAGUUCCGCGGGAUAAUAAGUUUGCAAUUCUCGAUGAGAUAGUCCAUGAAGCUAGUCAUGUGGCGGAGCCUAAGGCGGCUGAGAAACGUGUGAAAAAGAGGAAACCUCACAAGGGAAGCACAACUUCAUCCCAUGAAAUGAGCGGCUCGGAUCAAGUUGCUACUGCUUCAAAAAAACCUUUGGAUCCCCAAGUCGUCGUAGCUUCCACUGAAACCUCCCUCGGAUCGAAAAAGAAUCAACCAUUGAAUCCAAGCCGACUUAUGUCAAGGAUUACUGUCAGAAAUAUCGGGGCAAACACGAUGAAGGUGAAAUCGAGUUGCUAG
Molecule: messenger RNA, 2424 nt
Organism: Puccinia graminis f. sp. tritici CRL 75-36-700-3
Lineage: Eukaryota; Fungi; Basidiomycota; Pucciniomycetes; Pucciniales; Pucciniaceae
Exons: 6
Coding region: 1-2424 (807 amino acids)
Source: RefSeq, a predicted model, not a curated record